CGCAAUGCACUUCACUAUAUAAUUAAGUUAGUCACAUUUUAUAUCGAAUAGCUGUUGCGAGAAUGCUGACGUUUAGUUAUUUCUGAGAUUUCUACGGCAUCGCACGAUGAUAAGGUGGAACGCAAUAUUUCUUCUUUUGAUUAUCAAUUUGGUGUGUGGAAUGUGUCGUUCUCUAUCUGCUGAUAUGAAAAUCGAAUCAUCGGAGAACCAAACGGUCGCUAACUAUGAGAUUGUGCCACAAGGUGACGAUGAUCCUUCGCUCACUGGACUCAUCGAUUUGGUUUUCACAGAGGCUCGUUCUCUAUUUGAUGAUAUGAAGACGGAAUCAUCAAAUAGUCAAGAUAUGGAUCACAUUGUUGAACUUGGCGUCAACGCAUCGUCAGAAGAUAAACCCGUUGCGACUCGAACUUUUUUUGAAGGUCCAACGCCUUCAACUUCCACGAAUGAAACUACAACCGAACCAUCUGAUUUUAGGUUGGCAGGUGCGUGUCUUAAAGCCUGCGCUGGUUAAACUUUGCAAAGUAAUAAUAAUAAUGUAUGCAUAAUAACACAAGUGUGAAACCCACUCAGUAGCACCAUAAAAUCAUUUUAAAUUAGUAGUUUAGCAAAUAAUA
Drosophila albomicans is the source of this 614-nucleotide messenger RNA. RefSeq lists its product as uncharacterized. The record is from RefSeq and is a predicted model, not a curated record. Bases 107 to 511 code for a protein of 134 amino acids. Lineage: Eukaryota; Metazoa; Arthropoda; Insecta; Diptera; Drosophilidae. The transcript has 4 exons.